AUGCGUUUUUUUCUUGCCUAUGCUGUUAUUUCCGUCUCAGUGGCUUUCGGAGCAGUUGCAAAUGACCAACAGGAUACCGCAGUCGGAUUAUUUCCUUUUUGUGUGAACGGACGCGAACACUGCUUAGAGGUCCUUUCUGCAAACGCCACGGCUCCAUCGAGAACGGUACCUUUUGGAAGAAAGGCGAGGUUAAGCAAUGCUCUUCUACACACGUACACCAAGGCAAAUAGAGCUUCAGAUUUUCAGCGUAGACAAACAAGUGCUUCAGGGAUUCCACAGGUUGAGCGAACGGGAGUUGUACAGGUAUUCGACGACUCGAAUGAAUCUAUUGGCUAUGUUUCCGUGACUACUGAAGACGGCGCUAUAUAUCGUGUUGAUUCCGCCCUGAUGAACGCCGCAAUCGUGACUGUGUCUUCACAGGCGACCUCGGCGAGUGGAACUGGGUUACGAGUCAGCGUCACUGGAAGUGAUAUCAGCGCGCGGUAUCCUCUUCUUGGCCUUGUUCAAGGGCGUGAUAAUGUCGAUGCAAAUAUUGGGUUUGGAUCAUACCAUUAUCUCUAUUUAGCAGGCGUUGCACUUCCAGGAACUUCGCCCCAAGACUCCCCCACAAUCAUUGAUAAUUCUUAUAAUGACGCGACCGAAUUAAGUCUGGCUGCUGAGACGGAUUUGUGGGAGAUUAAUUUCAGUACAGGUACAAUGACAACGACAUGGGUCAAUACGAAUGGAACGCCCGAGAAUACUGUUUUGUUUGUUCAGGAUGGUAUCAUUUAUGCAGGGGGUGAUAUGGACGCGUUUGCCAAUGAGUAUAGUGGAUCUUCAGUGACAGGCAUCACCUUAAAAUUUGUAUUCUGA
Messenger RNA from Psilocybe cubensis, 852 nucleotides. RefSeq lists its product as uncharacterized. The record is from RefSeq and is a predicted model, not a curated record. Lineage: Eukaryota; Fungi; Basidiomycota; Agaricomycetes; Agaricales; Agrocybaceae. The coding region runs from base 1 to 852 and encodes 283 amino acids. The transcript is spliced from 8 exons.